AUGAAUAUAUCAUUUAUAGGUGUAAUCAUAUGUUUUAUUGGAUCAUUUCUAGGUGCAUUAGGAGAUAAAUUUGUUCAUGAUAGUUAUAGUAAAGAUGAGAAUGAAAAUUAUAAAAUAUCAAGAAAAAAUUUAUGGUUAUUGGGAAUAUUAUUAAGUGUUGUAAUUGAUUCUUCUUUUACUAUGAUUGCUUUAUAUUUUACGUCGGCUGCUUUAGUUACUCCUUUUGCUGGUGUUCAUAUAUUAUGGAAUCUUAUUAUAACAAAUAUAUGUUUAAAAAUAAGAACAAAAUUACAUCAGUAUAUGGGUAGUAUAUUUUUAAUAUGUGGUAUAGUUAUAAUUAAUACGUUUUCAGAAAAAAAAGUGGAUAUUAAGAAUAUGAAUUAUUUAAUCAGUAUGUACAGUCAAACAAAAGUUAUCAUUUAUCUAAUUUGUGUUUUUUCUGUAAUAUUCAUUUUAUUAAUUUUGUGUUUAAUUCCUUUGUGUUUUCAUAACAUGGAUAAAUCGAAAUACCUCAAAAAGUUAAAAUUUUUUUAUUCUAGAAAAUUAGUUAUUACUCCCUCUAAAAAAUUAUAUACCAAUUCUUUUGUUCAAAAAAUUAAAAUAGAUACCAAAUCAUUCGAAAAAAAAUUUCUUCAUAGAAGUAAAAAUUAUUAUGAAAAUUCAAUUCAUUAUUCUAAUAGUAAUAAAAAUACUAAUGAUAAUUUAAUAGGUUUUAAUGUUGACAAAACAUAUAAUAAUGAUGAAAACAUAUUUAUUAGAAAGAAUAAUUCAUCUUUUUUAUUUAAAUCUGACGAUAAAAGUAAUUUAGAUAAUCAAAUGAAUAAAAAAAUAAUAGAAAAUUUAAAUUCUCUACCAAAUAAUAGUAUUGUAGUUAUAAAUAAACAAGAAAUUUACAUUAAUUUAAUGAAUAACUUUUACUCAAAAGAUUCUAUUAUAAAACUAACUAAAAAUAAAUUAUUUGAAUCAAACUUUAGGGAAGUAAAAAAAUAUGAUUCAACUAAACUUACGAAAAAAAAAAAUAUUUGUAAAAAAUAUUCUAAAGAUCAUAAAUUAUGUAAUAUAUUUAAUCUAAAAAAGAACUAUAAUGAAAAAGGAGAGAAAUACAAAUAUCCACUAUUUAAAAAAAAAGAUAGAAAAUUAAGAAACAAAAAGAGAAAUAGAUUUUGCUUAAUUUUAAAUAAUAAAAUGAAUAAAAAUACAGUUAAAAAAAAAGAAAAUAGUAGUUUGAAUUAUAAUGAUUUUUUUCAAAAUGAAUCAAAUAUUAGUGACAGAAAUGAUGAAGAAAAAUAUAUAAUUCAUAAUAAUAACCCUUUAUUAUUGUACAGUGAUUCACAAAAUUUAGAUUAUAAUGAAAAUAAAACAAGAAAAAAAAAUGAUCCAUAUGUAAAAAAGAAAGAGUCUUAUUAUUAUAUAGAUGGUCAUAGUACCAAUGAUAGUAAAAUAAUUGAAAUAGAUAAAGAAAAUGAUAUUCUAAUGUUGCAACGUAAAGAUAAUAAUGAAAUUGAUAUUUGUCUAAAUGGAAUAAACAAAGAAAAUAGUGAGGAAAAAAAGGAAAAAAAGGAAAAAAUAAGUAAAAAUGAUGAUUAUAAUGAAAGAAAUGAUAUUCCUUUAAAACAUCUUGUAAAAAAAUACGAUACUUCAUUAAAUAACACAAUAAAUGAAUAUGACAACAAUAUUAAUAAUGAUAUAAUUAAUAAUGAGGAUAAUAUUAAUAAUAGUGAUGAUAAUGUUAUUAAUAAUGAUGAUGAUGGAAAUAGUAAUAUUAAUCAAUUGCAAUAUAUGUCUUUUAUAACAGCUAUUUACAAAAUACCAUCAAAAUCCAAAAAAAUUUAUACUGAGACUAUAUAUUAUGGAAUUUAUUGUGGUUUUUUGUGUGGAAUAUCUGGGGGAUUAGUUAAUAUAUUUUUUGAACAAAUAAUAGGAGUAUUUUCACAAGAGAAGUUUUAUAUGUUUGAAAAUUUUCUUUCUUAUUUUUUAAUAUUCUUAGCUUUAUUUUGCUUAUCUAAUCAAUUAAUUUUUUUAAAUGUAUCUUUAUCUCAUUUUAAUGUUACUUCAGUUAUUCCUUUAAUUAUGUCUAAUAUUGUUUUUUUCAGUAGUUUAUCUACUAUUAUUAUGCAGUUAAAGGAUUGUAAAUUAAAAGCUAUAAAUGCUAUUUCAUUUUCUUUUGGUGUUUUUUUAGUUAUUUUAGGAAUACUAUAUUUGCAAUAUAAUAUAAACGAUAUAAUAAUAAAACAUAUAAAAAAAAAAAAGAAAUAG
Plasmodium gallinaceum is the source of this 2256-nucleotide messenger RNA. RefSeq names its product conserved Plasmodium protein, unknown function. The transcript has a single exon. Bases 1 to 2256 code for a protein of 751 amino acids. NCBI's taxonomy places the organism in Eukaryota, Apicomplexa, Aconoidasida, Haemosporida, Plasmodiidae. Gene Ontology annotation, biological process: magnesium ion transport. Gene Ontology annotation, cellular component: membrane. Gene Ontology annotation, molecular function: magnesium ion transmembrane transporter activity. The record is from RefSeq and is a predicted model, not a curated record.